This is a messenger RNA of Paramecium pentaurelia, 543 nucleotides long. Lineage: Eukaryota; Ciliophora; Oligohymenophorea; Peniculida; Parameciidae. The record is from the annotation of a GenBank genome assembly.
GUAUCAUUGAUGGAAGCUAAUGAAGUAGUAGGCUCUCUAGAAUCUAUGUAUAAUGCUUUAGUAAUAAAAAACUAUUAUUUACCUGAAUUUAACUCCUUGGCAAUAACUUGUGAAUAUCUACUUAAUGUUGCCCUAAACAAAUGUUUCCGUAUCAAAAUUAGUCAAAUUAAAAUUGGAUAAAUAUUGAAGAAGGUGCCAAAACUAAAAUUAUUCUAAGAGUUAGAUAUGAAGCUCUAAGGGAAAAAAAUAAACAUAGGUUUUACAAUUGAUAAAUUGCCAGACAAAAAAUGGCUUAUAAAUGUACUUCACACUUUGGAUUAAAAUAAUGAGGUGUUUAAAUAUUUUGUGGAGCACGACAAAGUAAUUGGAUUGACAAAAGAUGAUUUAGAGUAAUCAAUUUAUAUUUUUUAGGUAAUUGAAAUAAUAUGAUACAUUCAUUGGGAGAAAAAAAAUCUUAAAUUUUUAAGAGAACCCAUUAAUAGGUUGCUGACAAAAAAUAAUGGCAAACUAAAUAAAAAUUGGCCAAUGUUAAAUCAAAACUUU